CAUUUGGAUAUUCUCGGCUACAUUCGUUAACAAAAACAAUGGUGUUUGGUGAAUUUUGAUGGUGUUUGAAAAUGUAUGUUGUUUUAACAAUUCGGAACGUGAUUAUUUUAUAAUAUAUAGUGCAAUUGAUGUAAAAGGGAUUAGUUUUAACAGAACACUAAUACGACAAGCGACAAGCAGACCAAUCGCAUGUUACUGAGACGAAAAUUGGGGACAACAUGGAUAUUACCUCUGAUGUGGACCAGAUUUGUGCUGACAACCCUGUUCAUGAGGAACACUGACAAGAUGCAACAAGCAGACCGAUCGCAUGUUACUGAGACGAAAAUUGGGGACAACAACAUGGAUAUUACCUCUGAUGUGGACCAGAUUUGUGCUGACAACCCUGUUCAUGAGGUUAUACAGACCGGCCUAACAACAUGGAAGCGCUUCCUGGCAUUGGUGUCUUGGUACAGUGCCUCAAAAAAGUUAGAGCUAGCCCUUGGACUCUGGAAGAGAAGCCUUUCUUUGUAGAAAACAUGAACAUUAGUCGUUCUCUGGUGUACCCAUCUCUGACAGCAGCCGGGUCAAGAUUAUAUUAUCAGUUUAAACUUAAUAAUAAAGAAUUGAGUGUUUUAUUCUAAAAAUGGAACCUUUUUGCAUAUAGUGACAGUUGUGAUUUUCGUUAGUCUAACCCAUAUUUUGAUAUGUCAAGAUCAGUUCAAGGUCUAACAUUGAGAAUAGGCAAAUAUAGGUUUCAUAAUAUUUUGUAUAUAUGCUUUAUGUAUCAGACUUUGUUUACAGUCAAUUAAUGGUUAACUCUUUAAGGAGUCAGUGUCAAUUCAAGAUGAAACAUUUAGGAGGCAAAUCUAGAUUUCAUCAGUUUUGUGAACUCAUUAAACAAAAUUAAUCUAAGAGUGAAGACUAUGAUUUUUGUCCACCUUUAUUAUGACAACAUUAUAUUGUGCAGCAUCUUAAUCAUAUAAAUUUAUAAGAAAACAUAUCUAUCUUAAAAAACCCAACACAUAGCGGCCAAAAAUAGACGGUCUUUGAAAUUGUAUGAUAUCUAUAUGAAUAUAAACAGCCUCUUAUGGAGCUGGGUGGUUACGUUCUUAUCGACACUUUGAAGCCUGCUCAUCUCUCUUGCGUUUGGUAGCUUAGAUUUUUUUUAAGAAUACUAUUGUUUGAUCGAUACCAGUUAUUGAAUUAUAGCGAUAUUUUUGCUAUAGGCUCCCAAUAAAUGGAAGUAAUUACAUGUACAUGUAUAUGUCGAUAAACUGUUGUUUGAAAAUAAAAGAGAGUUAAGAAGUUAC
This is a messenger RNA of Mya arenaria, 1289 nucleotides long. RefSeq lists its product as uncharacterized. The record is from RefSeq and is a predicted model, not a curated record. The transcript is spliced from 4 exons. The coding region runs from base 190 to 510 and encodes 106 amino acids. Lineage: Eukaryota; Metazoa; Mollusca; Bivalvia; Myida; Myidae.